This is a messenger RNA of Nematolebias whitei (Rio pearlfish), 1653 nucleotides long. RefSeq names its product matrix metallopeptidase 28 (gene mmp28). Gene Ontology annotation, cellular component: extracellular matrix. Gene Ontology annotation, biological process: extracellular matrix organization; proteolysis; collagen catabolic process. Gene Ontology annotation, molecular function: zinc ion binding; metalloendopeptidase activity. Lineage: Eukaryota; Metazoa; Chordata; Actinopteri; Cyprinodontiformes; Rivulidae. Bases 8 to 1570 code for a protein of 520 amino acids. The record is from RefSeq and is a predicted model, not a curated record. The transcript has 8 exons.
GACAGGGAUGGAGUCAGCUGUGUUCUCUCUGCUGCUGACAGCGUCCAUAUCCAACCAUGAGAUGAGAGUCUGGAUCCUGGCUGUGACUGCACUGCUCACCACUCACACCGGCAAGGGAUCCUCGUUGCCCGUGGACCCAGAGGAUUUUCUGGAAAAGUAUGGUUAUCUCCAUAACGAGCACCAGAUCCACAAUUCAGUUGAGAUGCAGUCGGCCAUCCGAGAGUUCCAGUGGCUGUCCCAUCUAGCCAUCACAGGAGAGCUGGACAGCGCCACCCUGCAGCAGAUGGCAGAGCCCCGCUGUGGCGUGUCAGACGAAGGCAGCCAGACGAUCUGGGCACAGAGAGUGAAUGUUGUCUUUACUGGGAAGAGCCAACCGAAGCACCGGAGGAGACGAUCCCACGGGCAAGCAGAGAAGUGGCAUCAGCGCCGUCUGACCUACCAGAUCGUAAACUGGCCUCGCCUCCUGUCUCCGGGCUCCGUGCGGCUGACGGUGCACGCCGCCUUCCAGCUGUGGAGCAACGUGUCGGACUUGGUGUUCCAGGAGGCCGCUGAAGGCCCCGCAGACAUACGCCUGGCUUUCUAUGAAGGGGACCACAACGAUGGAGCCGGCAACGCUUUUGAUGGGCCAGGAGGAACCCUGGCCCACGCCUUCCUGCCCCGGCGGGGCGAAGCCCACUUCGACAUGGCAGAGCGGUGGACGCUGAACGGACACAAAGGACACAACCUGUUCAUGGUAACGGCCCACGAGAUCGGACACACUCUGGGGCUGGAGCACUCGCCGGUGCGCCACGCUCUCAUGUCCCCGUACUACAGGAAGCUGGGCCGCAGCCUGGUUCUGAGCUGGGACGACAUCCUCGCCGUGCAGCAGCUGUACGGUAAACCGUUGGGGAACCGCCUGGUGAGGCUGCCAGGUCAAGUUCUGAACGCUGCGCUGCAGGAGUGGGAGUCCACAGAGCUCCGGGCCCCAGGUCUGCCUCCGUACUGCCAGGGGGUGUUUGAUGCCAUCACGCUGGAUGAAACGAAGACCGUCCUGGUGUUCCGUGGCAGCGUGUUCUGGACGGUGUCGGCGUUGGGCAGCGUGAGCGGCCCUCUGGCCCUCCGUCAGCGCUGGUCUGACCUCCCUCACGCCAUCGAGGCUGCUGCCUUCUCCCCGCUGGACUCCAAGUUGUAUUUUUUCAAAGGGAAGCGGAUGUGGCGUUACACAGACGGGGUCUUGGACCCGGGUUUCCCCAUAAAAAGCAGCGAGUUUCCUCGUCACCCUGACUGUGCUUUUUAUUACGCCCCUCUGGGUCACAUGGUGCUCUUCAAGGGUGCACGCUACCACGUGCUCAACCUCAAAACACUGCGUCAAGAACCCUACUACCCCCGCAGACUGACGGACUGGAAGGGUGUUCCACAGGGGUCCAACGGGGCGCUGACCCAUAAAGACGGACGCCUCUACUUGUUCAGAGAUCAGCAGUUCUGGAGGUUUGACCCCGUGAAGGUUCGGGUCACCAGAGUGGGUCAGUGGGCCAAGGAUCUUAGCUGGACUGGCUGCAGCAAUAUUCCAGAGAACAAUGACCUCCUCUGACCAGCAGAGGGCGCUGGAACAACAAAAGUGCAAUAAGACUCAGAUUUAUAUCAAGAACAAGAACUUUUCCAACUUAAAACAUC